CGCUCUUUAAAAUCGGACUUACAGGCUCCACAUUCAUAUAUAGGUAUACGGUAGCUUGUCAUAAAAUCUCAACGUAGGUCAAAACCGAGGUGGGCGAUUUUAUGCAUAGAAAUAAAAAUUAAUCUUUUUCCCAACGCACAAUUUUUUUACAAGGAUACUAUGCAAAUUAUAAUACUUGUAAUUCCUUGCACCGAAAUAUAGAAAAGUAAAAAACUGAAAGAUGUUUAGAAGAUUUCUUGCAGUUGCUUUGAAAAAUUUCUAAUAUUGUAAAAAACUGUUUUUAUAAUACAAGAAAGAACGCAAAUGGUUUUUGCGCACGCUCCAAAGCGGCAAAGAAACUUGUAUUCAAACGACAUGCAAGGUACCUCCUUUGCAAAGGAAAGUGGAAAAUACACAAAGGUGCUUGCCUGACAGAAAAUUUCUUAGAACGAAAAGUUUCAGGAUGUGUUUCCUGGUUAAUCCGGAGGCUUUGCACUCUGGUGUCCGGGUGGAGGUAUCUCGCAGAAGAAAUUUGAGGUUAUGAGUCCGACAGCUCCUCCGACCUUCUCCUCCAGCAACAUGAAUCGGCCACCUCCUAAGGAGGGAUCCCUCAGCUUGGAGGAGAAAAGGUUUUUAGUAGCUGUCGAAAGAGGAGACUUAGCCUCAACUAGGAGAUACCUAGAGAGUGCUAAGGAAACUGGAAUAAAUAUAAAUUGUACCGACCCUUUGGGUCGCUCUGCUCUGCUUAUGGCAAUAGACAACGAAAAUUUAGAAAUGGUCCAGCUUCUUAUUUAUAGUCAAGUAGAAACCAAAGAUGCUCUUUUACAUGCAAUAAACGAAGAAUUUGUUGAAGCUGUCGAAUUACUUCUUGAACAUGAGGAACACCAUCAUGUUAAGGGUACACCACACAGCUGGGAAGCUAUUGAUCGCGACAUUGCCACCUUCACUCCCGACAUCACUCCUCUGAUCCUGGCUGCCCACCGCGACAACUAUGAAAUUAUCAAGAUCCUGCUCGACCGGAUGUCCACGGACACCUGCGAUGCACCAUUGGACAUCCGUAUCCCUCAACCUCACGAGGUGCGAUGCGGUUGCGCGGAAUGCGUGAAGUCCAGCUGCGAGGACAGCCUUAGGCAUUCUCGAUCCCGUAUCAAUUCCUACCGAGCAUUAGCAUCGCCGUCCCUCAUUGCCCUCUCUAGCAAAGACCCCAUCCUCUCUGCGUUCGAGCUCUCCUGGGAGCUCAGGAGGCUGAGCUUCAUGGAGCAGGAGUUCAAGAACGAAUAUCAAGAGCUUCGACGGCAAUGUCAGAACUUCGCAACGGCCCUUCUGGACCACACACGCAGUUCAUACGAACUGGAGGCAAUGCUCAACUACGACCCGACGGGACCGGCUUUCGAGCAUGGAGACCGCAUGCAUCUCAGCCGACUCAAGCUCGCUAUCAAGUACAAGCAAAAGAAAUUUUGUGCUCAUCCAAACGUCCAGCAACUUCUCGCUUCCAUUUGGUAUGAGGGCCUUCCAGGCUUCCGAAGGAAAAACAUCCUCCUCCAGAUGGCCGAGAUCGCCAGAAUAGGCCUCAUGUUCCCUGUCUUCUGUACGGCCUAUAUCAUUGCCCCAAAGUCAUACCUAGGCCGCACGUUAAGAAAGCCUUUCAUCAAGUUCAUCUGUCACUCAGCGUCAUAUGUUACAUUUCUUUUUCUUUUGAUCUUGGCAUCCCAGCGAAUUGAAACUGUAGUCGUAGAAUGGUUUGGAACCGAUGAAAUGCGUGCUAGAUUGCAUAGUGAUGUCACUACCAAGCGCGGAGCACCUCCAAGUGUUGUUGAGUUGAUUAUUCUAACUUGGGUAAUGGGUCUUAUAUGGAGUGAAAUUAAACAGCUUUGGGACAGUGGUCCUCUGCAGUACAUUAACGACAUGUGGAACAUCAUCGACUUCAUUACCAACUCACUUUAUGUUGCAACAGUUGCCCUAAGGAUCAUCGCAUAUUUUCAGGUGCAAAAAGAGAUAGCCGCGGAUACCGGAACGGCUUAUCUUCCGCGCGAAAAAUGGGAUGCAUGGGAUCCUAUCCUCAUCGCCGAGGGACUCUUUGCAACAGCUAAUAUUUUCAGUUCGCUGAAACUGGUGUAUAUUUUUUCCGUGAAUCCCCACUUAGGACCUCUACAAAUAUGCCUUGGUCGAAUGGUUAUUGACAUUAUCAAGUUUUUUUUCGUCUACACCUUAGUGCUGUUUGCCUUCGCUUGCGGCAUGAACCAGCUGCUGUGGUAUUAUGCAGACAUGGAACGUCAGGUUUGUUUCUCAGGAAAAAAUGGUCAGGAUAGUAAGCUAGACCACUCUGCAUGUUUGACGUGGAGAAGAUUCUCAAAUCUGUUCGAAUCUUCACAAACUCUUUUUUGGGCAAGUUUUGGACUGAUAGAUCUUGACAAUUUCGAAUUAACGGGGAUUCAGAGCUACACCAGAUUCUGGGGACUGCUGAUGUUUGGAUCCUACUGUGUCAUCAAUGUCGUCGUCCUUCUCAACCUCCUAAUCGCGAUGAUGAAUCAUUCCUACCAAAUUAUCUCGGAACACGCCGACGUCGAAUGGAAAUUCGCCAGAACCAAACUCUGGCUGAGCUACUUUGAAGACGGGGCGACAGUUCCACCUCCUUUCAAUAUCAUUCCCACCCCCAAAAGCGCAAUGUAUCUCUUCCGAUGGCUGAAAAGGAAGUUCUGCGCCACUAGAACUGUCAAAAAGAAGGAUCUCAAAACUAUCAGGAGGAAAGCGAAGCAAGCAAGUGAAAGAGAUUUACGAUAUAAAAAAAUUAUGCGAAAUCUGGUGCGGCGCUAUGUGACUAAAGAGCAAAGAAAUGCUGACAACCAGGGAGUUACAGAAGAUGAUGUGAAUGAAAUAAAACAAGACAUUUCAGCCUUCCGAUUUGAAUUGAUUGAAAUUAUGAAGAACAGUGGAUUCAAUACAUCGAGCGCAAAUGAUCAGAUGCAAGGUGGACUCGCAAAAGGAACAGGUGGGAAGAAAGGCCGACAAAAGGAGCGUCGUUUGAUGAAAGGAUUCGAUAUUGGAGUAGUAAAACAACCAUUAAGUAAAUCAAGCCAAAAAUCUGAUGUAGAGGCUUCAACUAAAUCCCCCAGGACGCGGUGGUUAAAAUUAGCAAACUUGGCGAAUGGUAAAAAGCAAGUCAAAAGACCACAGGGCGCUAAAUGGCCAUAUAGUGAACGUAAUUCACGUAGUUCCAAAAACAAAAAUCAAGAUAGUUUAAGAAGUCAAAGUAUGGAAUCUAUUAGUUCCGAAGUAACAUCAGAGGCUGAAGCUACGCACAACGAUACUACCUCUAGUGAAUCAUCGAUGAGCCUGGCAGCUUCUAUAAACGGUUCCCACUUGCAAACUAUGGGAAGUAAUGAGGGAGUCACAAUUCUGAUUAGCGAUGAUGAAUUAACGAAAUGUGACCGUGCCACGAACACGGACACACCAGCCUUGAAGUGGUCCAAAUUAACAAGUAAACUAGGUAUGCUAACAUUACCUUCUCGCUUACGAAUGGCCUUUCACGAUGCUACUCCUGAAAAAGGACUGCCUCAUCAAAUAGACCACCCCCAACCGCCUAAGCUGCAUCAUGGAGAUGCAGCUAAAAAGGUUAAAGCUCGUCGAACGGUAAGUGCUCCUGCACCAAGUGCAAAUCCGAAGCAUCAUCAGCUAGUUAUGAGAUCUCAAGGAAAGACACCUUAUGCUUCGAUUCCAUCUGUAAGUGUUUCAGUUCAGAAUAGUGCCCAUACUCUCAAUUCUCUUUCGAGAAAUAUCGAUAGUGUAGAAGAAACACCACCAACUGGAAAUUCAUCUUUGAAUUCGCCGUCUUCCCCUAAAACGCCUAAGCUAAGAUUACAAGAACGUUAUCCAGUGCCUACUGUUCACAUCGAAGAAGAGGUGGUAGUCAAGGGAACCUCAGUUAAAGUGGCAUCUUCCAGGAAAGAUAGCAUCACUACGCUAAAGGAUUCUGAUGCUUCACAUUGCUCCACACCAGAAAACAACGCAGCGCCGGCGGCAAUAAUAAACAAUCCUCCGAGCGAAACUAUUGCAGCUAAUCAACCUGUAAGCCCUCAUAAACCCAGUAAUGGGACCUUGGGCUUAAUAUCUACGGUUUAUGGCAUUGAACCAGUUAACAAAGAGAUGAGAACUGGAUGGAUAUAAAUCGCACUCUCUCGAAGCAAUGCCAAAUCAAUUAUUUUUAUACAACUCUUUAGCACACGCGGAAUUCUCUCAACCAAAACAAAACCCUUAUAACUUUGAAACUGGCCAAUGGUUAAUUAAAAAGGAAAAAUCAAAUUACACUGCAGGUGUAUGCUUUCGCUGUUCAAAUUGAUUUUAAAUCACUGAAUGAAUACAUACGUAUCUUUUCCACAUAAGUUUGUAUAAAAUCAAAAUACAUCAUGUAGUAAAAUAAUUUAAAACAAUUUAAGCCAUUGAGCUCAAAAAUCCAUCUUUAAAAAAAUGACUCGAAAAUUCACGUAUACCAUUCAGGAAACAAAGAGCAAGUACAGAUAAAUUACAUAUUUGUCUGUCAAAAUAGAAAGGUAAAAUGAAAUUUGUCUUCAUGAAAUAUUGCAAUUUUAUGUGUGAUUUAUAUCAAAAUAUUGCAGUAGCAAACAUAAUAAUGAUGAAGCAAAAUUGUAUUUACUUCGAACUAUCCGUAAAACUCUCCCCGAUAUCUAAUUCACUUUGUUCAGAAAAAAUAUUGUAAGCAUAUACCUCUGCUUGUAGAUAAUUUAAUUUUUUUUUCCAUAUUUCGACAAAAUAUUUACCGACAUUUUUACUGAAUUAAAUAUUUUCCAGUUGUACCAAUAUAUGGAGAAAAUCGGAAAUUUAAUUAAGUCGAUUACGUUGACAAGUUGAACAAUAACUAAUUCACAUUCUAUACGUUCUACUUAUUUCCAUUCAUCUAGAAUGUUUUAUUAUUUUACUAAGAAAUCAAAUUCAGACGUCAGCAGGAUCUAGAUAUUAUACUUUUACACGCAAACUUCUAAAAAUGUGUGUUUUGCAAAUUGCUUUCGAAAAUUAAUAUUAUAAGAACAAAGAUGAUUCAUCCACAUUUAUUUACCAUCACCUAUAUUUAAAUAUUAAUUUUAUUCAUAAUUUGGCCAGUUUCAAUAGAUUUCUAAAUAAAUUUCUCGACAAAUAUAUCAAACAAAGCAUUAAACAGGACGUCCAAUGUAAACGCAGGAAAAACCACACACAUUAAAAAAAAUUGGCUCAUGUAUGCGCAUUCUAAACUUUUGAUACUUAAAUUAGCAAAUAAUUCAAUUAAAAAUAUCAAUUCUUCAACUCAAAUUAUGAACAAAUGAAGUUGGAUUCUUAAAUAAUUGCCUUAACAUUCUUUUUUUUUCCUUCUUUUCAUGAGAAUAUUGAACUACAACCGUGUAACUAAAGCCCUCCUUGAUGAGCUGAGACUAGCUGCAAUAACACUUUAGUUUUAUAUAUAUUCUACAGUAAGAAGGCUUUGAAUGUGUUUGAAAGGUUUUUAACCGUUCACAUACUCGAGUUCAUAUCCCCGUUCAUAAAAGCAGACAUGCGAAAUUAACCACGAUAUAUUUAAAUGACUUUAGAAAUCUAGACUAGUAGUAAACUGUACAGAAACAAGGUCAGCAUCUGUACUUGUCGAUAGAAGCUAUGAAAUGAUUGCCUCAAACUUGUGCAACAUAGAGCAAUGAGAAGAUUUUCAUAACAAUGGAUUUUAGACAUUGUUUGUGUAGCCAAGCCUGUUUCCUCACAUUGUAAGGAGUCAAAACAGCUGCUUUCUUAUUAAUUUAAUUUUUAUUAUACAUUUUUCGGAAUAAAGGUAUUGUAAUUUAAUGUACAAAAAGUUUACACACUUAGAAUAAAACUAUUUCUAAUAAAUA
Argiope bruennichi is the source of this 5849-nucleotide messenger RNA. RefSeq names its product transient receptor potential-gamma protein-like. Gene Ontology annotation, molecular function: protein binding; store-operated calcium channel activity; inositol 1,4,5 trisphosphate binding. The transcript is spliced from 16 exons. NCBI's taxonomy places the organism in Eukaryota, Metazoa, Arthropoda, Arachnida, Araneae, Araneidae. Bases 520 to 4143 code for a protein of 1207 amino acids. The record is from RefSeq and is a predicted model, not a curated record. Gene Ontology annotation, biological process: calcium ion transmembrane transport; regulation of cytosolic calcium ion concentration; manganese ion transport. Gene Ontology annotation, cellular component: membrane; cation channel complex.